Schizosaccharomyces osmophilus is the source of this 1635-nucleotide messenger RNA. RefSeq names its product DinB translesion DNA repair polymerase, pol kappa (gene kpa1). Lineage: Eukaryota; Fungi; Ascomycota; Schizosaccharomycetes; Schizosaccharomycetales; Schizosaccharomycetaceae. Gene Ontology annotation, molecular function: DNA-directed DNA polymerase activity; damaged DNA binding. The coding region runs from base 1 to 1635 and encodes 544 amino acids. The transcript has 4 exons. Gene Ontology annotation, biological process: error-prone translesion synthesis. Gene Ontology annotation, cellular component: nucleus. The record is from RefSeq and is a predicted model, not a curated record.
AUGAAACAAUGUGAAGGCCAUAUUGACGAUGCUGAGAAGGAUAAAGUUAUCUUUGAUGUACUGGAAGAAAAUCAAGAAGUAGAUGAUGAAGCUACCUUGAAACGGCGCUUGGCUGGACCUUCAGUGCUGAAAUCCGGUCAAGAGAGUGUGAAUCAGGAAAAAAUAAAUGAAAUUAUUUAUGCGGCUUCUAAAGGAAGUAAGUAUUUUGAGGCAGAACAGAAAAGAGACCUUGAACUUCGAAAUAGAAUUGAGCGUGUACAAAAGGAGGUAAAAGAAUAUUAUCGUAAACUUGAAUGCGAUAAGGCUUUUCAAAGGGAAUGGGCUGAACGGACUGAUGAGAUUGACAGCUAUAUGGAAGAACUCCGAUCUAGUCGUGAUUUAAGUCAAGUAAUUGUGCAUGUAGAUUGCGACGCAUUCUAUGCAUCUAUUGAAGAAUUGAGAAACGAAAAUCUAAAGAAUGUUCCAAUGGCCGUUGGCAAAGGUGUUUUAUGUACUGCAAACUAUAUGGCUAGAAAGUUUGGUGUGCGAUCAGCCAUGCCGGAAUUCAUUGCAAGAAAAUUGUGCCCAGAGCUAGUCGUUAUUCCUCUGAACAUUCCAGAGUAUGCAAAAAAAUCGAAGGAAAUACAGGAUGUACUGGCGCAGUAUGAUCCGAAUCUUUGCCCGGCUAGUAUCGAUGAAGUUUACAUGAAUUUAACUCCGUACAUGGAUCGACAGGAAUUUACUAAGGAUGAGGAUACUAUGCAGAAAGUCGUUAUGGAAAUAAGAAAUAAUGUGUUGGAAGCUACUGGUGUCAGUGUCAGUUGCGGAAUUGCUGUUAACAAGUUACUUGCUAAAAUAGCUAGUAACAUGAAGAAGCCGAAUGAUCAAUUUAUUGUUUCAAAUGAAGCAGAAGUGAUUGAAAAAUUUGUGUCUGAAUUACCAACAAGAAGGAUUAAUGGAAUCGGCAGAGUAUUGGAACAGGAGCUUCUCGGGCUAGAUAUAAAAACCUGUGGUGACAUAAUACAUAAUAGGACUAUCUUGUCAUAUAUUUUUAAAGAGAAAACUUCUCAAAAUUUGAUACAAUGCAGCUUGGGAAUUGGAUCCACCAUUGUCGAAGAUUUUGGCGACAGCAACAGAAAAAGUAUCGGUUGUGAAAUAACAUUUUCAAAUGCUAUCACUUCUGGAGGUCUCCUGGAAAGUAAGCUACAAUCCUUGUGUCAAAGUUUAGCAGAUGAUUUAUUGAAACGAGAUUUAAUUGCGAAUUCUAUGUCAAUAAAGAUAAAGACCGAUACCUUUCAAGUACAUACAAGACAGAAAAACUUACGAGGAUACAUCUACAAUGACACAGAUCUUUUUUGCGAAGCUCUGAAACUACUGAGGAUGGAAUAUCCAUUACGAUUACGGCUUUUGGGUGUUCGACUUAGCAAGUUGACCACCAAGUCAAGCUACUUUGCUUCUCAGAUUAAAUUUUCAAAACAAAACAGUGUCCCGUGUCCUGUAUGUCACAAGAAUCUGGAAGAUGAUUUAGCGGCUGUAAAUCAGCAUAUUGAUCUUUGCCUAAAUACGGAAACUGUAAAGACGGUGAUUAAUAAUGAAAAGAAAGAAUUGCCUCUCAAAAGAAAGCGAAACACUAUAGAUGUCUUCUUCAGACAUUAG